Labrus bergylta (ballan wrasse) is the source of this 3126-nucleotide messenger RNA. The record is from RefSeq and is a predicted model, not a curated record. NCBI's taxonomy places the organism in Eukaryota, Metazoa, Chordata, Actinopteri, Labriformes, Labridae.
UCCUGGAUAUGAGGUGAACGAGGCCCCUCCUCAACGUGAAACGAAAGUCAAAGGGGGAAACACGUUCACAUGCUGAGGGAGGCUGACGAGGAAACAACGCAGAGACUCAGUAACUCUCAGGAUGAGCCAGUGGAAGCAGAUUCAGCAGCUGGAGAUCAGACUUCUUGAACAUGUGGAUUAUCUUUACGAUGAUAACUUCCCCAUGGACAUCAGGCAGGGUUUAGCCGGCUGGAUCGAGGCUCAGGACUGGGACUCAGCAGCGAACGAUGAGUCGAUGGCGACCGUGUUGUUCUCCAACCUGCUGUCCCAGCUGGAGCGAGUGCGCUCACAGGAGCAGAACUUCCUGCAGAGACACAACAUGAAGAUCAUACAGCAGCAGCUACAGGUGAAAUACACGUCCACCCCCGCCAUCAUGGCCAGAGUUAUCUCCACCUGUCUCAGGGAGGAGCGGCGGAUCCUCGCCAGCGCCUGCAUGCAGGAACAGGGUCCACUGGAGAAAUCUCUGCAGAGCUCUGUACAAUUUGAGAGGCAGAAAAACAUGGACAACAGAGUCGGGAUCAUCAGGGGCAGCGUGCAGAUGAUGGAUCAGGCUGUGAAAUGCAUCGAGGACAUGCAGGACGACUUUGAUUUCCGCUACAAGACCCUUCAGUCACGAGAAACAACAGAUAAGAACUCUGAGAUGAUGAAACAAGAGGUGACGAGACUGCAGGAAAUACUGAACAGGUUGGACUUUAAAAGAAAGGAAAUCCUGUCUAAAAUGGACUUAGUGAUAAAGGAGAUCGAUGACCUCAUGACGUCUCAGCUCAGCCCGGAGCUGCAGGACUGGAAGCGAAGGCAGCAGAUCGCCGCCAUCGGGGGUCCGCUGCUCACCGGCCUGGACCAGCUGCAGAGCUGGUUCACUCUGACAGCCCAGAGUCUCUUCCAGAUCAAGCGACAGCUGGACAAACUGGGCGAGCUUGUUGUGAAGGUCACCUACGAGAGCGACCCAAUCCCCCUGCAGAAACCCCAGAUGGAGGAGAGAGUCAAAUACCUCAUCUACCACCUCAUCAAGAGCUCGUUUGUGGUGGAGAAGCAGCCCUGCAUGCCCACACACCCACAGAAGCCCCUCAUCAUCAAGACCGGAGUGCAGUUCACCACUAAAGUCAGACUCCUGGUCAAACUUCCAGAGGUGGAUUAUCAGCUCAAAGUGAAAACAACAUUUGACAAGGACCUCCCCCCUGGCAGAGUAAGUCGUCAGUUUUUCAUCCUGACCAACAACACUAAAGUCAUGGACAUUGAAGAUUAUUCAAACGGCUGCCUCUCUGUGGAGUUCAGACACUUGCAGCUGAAAGAGAAGAAAUACAUCAAUGGCACAAAGGGGAACGAGGGUCUGCUCUCUGUGACAGAGGAGCUUCACUCGCUCAGUUUUGAGGCGUGCUUCACAGUUCAGGGUCUCACCAUCGAUCUGGAGACGUGUUCUCUGCCUCUGGUGGUCAUAUCCAACGUGAGCCAGCUGCCCGGAGGCUGGGCCUCGGUCAUGUGGUACAACCUUCUGACGGACGAGCCCAGGAACAUGGCGUUCUUUGGAAACCCGCCUCGGGCCACCUGGAGUCAGCUCUCGGAGGUCCUCAGCUGGCAGUUCUCCACCUUCGCCGGUCGAGGCCUCAACAAGGAGCAGCUGAGCAUGCUGGGAGAGAAGCUGCUCGGUCAACAUGCUUCCUGCAGUGAUUAUCAAGUGUCCUGGUCAAAGUUCUGUAAGGAGAAUAUUCUUGGAAAGCCUUUCAGUUUCUGGAUGUGGUUGGACUCCAUCCUGGAGCUCAUCAAGAAACACCUGCUGCCAGUCUGGAACGAGAACUACAUCAUGGGCUUUGUGAGUAAAGAGAUGGAGCGCAUUCUGCUAAAGGACAAAGAGCAAGGCACAUUCCUCCUCCGCUUCAGUGAGAGCCACCUCGGAGGAAUCACCUUCACUUGGGUGCAGCACAACGAAAACGGAGAGAUGAGUUUAAACUCUGUGGAGCCGUACACUAAAAACCGCCUCAGCGCUCUCCCUUUUGCCGACAUCAUACGAGACUACAAAGUGAUCUCAGACGGGGUCGUACCGGAGAACCCGCUCAAGUUCCUCUACCCGAAGAUCCCCAAAGAUGAAGCCUUCGGACGUCUUUACAACAGUCAGCCGAGCAAAGUCCAUCCAUACAUACCCUCCAUCCUGAUCCCCAUCUCUGAAUUACGCUCGAAUGUGAGCACCUCGUCCCCCGUCUCCUGUCAGUCUCCUGAACCACCGAUGACUCCCGGCGAGUUUGACAUGCUGAACGAGCAGCUUUGCUUCAGCAUGGAAACAAUGAGUCCGCCGUAUUCUCAGUAACUCCUGAUGACACAAACAACAUUUUAUCUCCGAGAUCAAAGAGUUUUUAUAUUUUUAUAUUGACCGAGUGUUUGGAUUUUUAAAAAAAGUUUAUGUGACCACUUAUUUUUUGAACUAGUUAGACUUAACAUUUGAAUUGAUUUUACUUAUUUUUUGGCUAUUCUGUAAUGUGCCUUCUUUCCUUCGUUUUUUUUUUUGAUCACUCUUAUUUCAGCUGUACUUUAAUGCACUCCUUUUUAUUUGUAUUUUUAUGUUGUUUUUUCUUUGAUUGUGUACUUUUUGAUAUGUCCUUCUACGAACUGUGAGUAUGUUUUUUUUUUUCUGUACGAAUAAAGUGUUUAUAAUUGUUAUUUAAAACCUAUCGUUUAUAACAUUUUCAUGUUUAUUUAUAUGACAGUGCCGUAUCACCACAAUAUUUGUGCGCUUAUUUUUGUUAAUCAGUUACAAAUUCAGUGAUUACAUUUCGUUUUGAUUUAGUCUGUCUUAACAGUCACACUUACACCACACGUCAUCACGUACAAUCAUUCAAGGUGAGCUCUUCUGCCACCUAGAGGCCACACUGAGGCAUGGCUGUGUCAACAAGUGUUGCAGAGUUUUUAGUUUUUCUAAUCGGCAGGAAAUAGAGCGCCUCACCUGACUGCGUUGAACUUGACAGAGUCAGUGUUCAAGAGUUUACCGAGAACAGACGUGAAUCCCGGAGAGUGAAGAGAGUGAAGGGUGUGUUUCACAGCCGUAAAGGUGUGUUUGUGUUUGUAUCUGUAUAAAUAAACACUGAGCUACACAGA